Messenger RNA from Mustela erminea (ermine), 827 nucleotides. It is a transcript of the gene PPP1R14A, whose product is annotated as protein phosphatase 1 regulatory inhibitor subunit 14A. Bases 275 to 718 code for a protein of 147 amino acids. Gene Ontology annotation, molecular function: protein serine/threonine phosphatase inhibitor activity. Gene Ontology annotation, biological process: regulation of phosphorylation. The transcript is spliced from 4 exons. Gene Ontology annotation, cellular component: cytoplasm. NCBI's taxonomy places the organism in Eukaryota, Metazoa, Chordata, Mammalia, Carnivora, Mustelidae. The record is from RefSeq and is a predicted model, not a curated record.
UCCAGGCCCCGGGAGCCCCAGCCGUCCCGGCCCAGCCUGGGACUCCGGGACCGCGCGCACACCUGGACUGAACACGGCUGCGGGCUUUAGGCGGUGCAGCGACUAAUCCCCGCGCUGCCGGCGGGGAAACUGAGGCCCGGGCGACUGGGGCGGAGCUGGCCCCCGGGCGAGCCCAAGCCCCCGCCCCCGGCCGGCUCCGCCCCGGCCCGUAAGAGGCCCCCUGGGCGCCUGCGGAGGCGCACAGCGCGGCGCGCGGGCCGGGACGGCGACCGCUAUGGCAGCUCAGCGGCUGGGCAAGCGGGUGCUGAGCAAGCUGCAGUCUCCAUCGCGGGCUCGCGGACCGGGAGGCAGCCCCGGGGGCCUGCAGAAACGACACGCGCGUGUCACCGUCAAGUACGACCGGCGGGAGCUGCAGCGGCGGCUGGACGUGGAGAAGUGGAUUGACGGGCGCUUGGAGGAGCUGUACCGCGGCAGGGAGGCAGACAUGCCUGAUGAGGUCAACAUCGACGAAUUGUUGGAAUUAGAGAGCGAAGAGGACAGAAGCCGGAAAAUCCAGGGACUCCUGAAGUCGUGCAGGAACCCCACAGAGGACUUCAUCCAGGAGCUGCUGGGGAAGCUCCGAGGGCUCCACAAACAGCCUGGCCUCCGCCCGCCCAGCCCUUCCGGGGACCGCAGUCUGAGCCCUCUCCAGGAUCGGGCCCGGACUGCGCCACCCUGACCUUGCCUCCGUGGCCUCCUGCCUUCUCCCCUACCCUCCACACUGUCCUGGCUUAUUUGUAAGUUGUAUGUAAUGGUUCUGUAACAACACGGUGUGCCUGUUUUUCCUC